Messenger RNA from Branchiostoma floridae (Florida lancelet), 2119 nucleotides. RefSeq names its product EF-hand domain-containing protein 1-like. Gene Ontology annotation, molecular function: calcium ion binding; alpha-tubulin binding. The record is from RefSeq and is a predicted model, not a curated record. The coding region runs from base 154 to 2079 and encodes 641 amino acids. NCBI's taxonomy places the organism in Eukaryota, Metazoa, Chordata, Leptocardii, Amphioxiformes, Branchiostomatidae. The transcript has 11 exons. Gene Ontology annotation, cellular component: mitotic spindle; axoneme. Gene Ontology annotation, biological process: mitotic spindle organization; mitotic cytokinesis; cilium-dependent cell motility.
AAUGAGUUGUUUGGGCGUAUCGCCAUGACAGCAGCCGACGCCAAGCACAAAUAAAACACUACACGUUUACUUGUGUUUCCAUUCAUUUCCAAGGAUCUCUUUUGCCCGGACCUCCCGUUUUUGUACCUAGAGAAUUCAGAAAUACAUUUCAGGAUGAGUUCGCUGCCUUUUCUGCCGGGAAACAGCUUCACCGACCCCACGAAAACCAAGUUCCAUCUGUGCCACUCGCUGAACUACAAAAAUGGCUACUCCGUUCCCGCCGCGUAUCCAACCGUUGGAAUCGGAGGGGAGCCCCUAAAGGUCAACCAGCUGUCAGAGGCCGAGCUGGAUAGUCUGGCCAAUCAGAAACCUACGCUGACAUACGGACAAGCACAGCCGCAACCGCCAGAGGAUUUCAUUCCCGCGCACAAGGCCUUCGACAAAAAGGUGCUGAUGUUCAAGGCGUACUACAAGCAGACCGUGCACGAGUCCCCCAACGAGCACUACCGCAUCCGCCCCGUCAACAUCUACUACUACCUGGAGGAUGACAGCAUCUCGGUGGUGGAACCUGUGGUGGAGAACUCUGGGAUGCCUCAGGGUAAGCUGAUCAAGCGUCAGCGUCUGCCGAAAGACGACCAGGGCAGCCACUGGCAUUGGAAGGACCUGAACAUGUCCAUGAACGUCACCUUCUACGGGAAGGUCUUCCACAUCGUGGACUGCGACAAGUUCACGCAGGACUACCUCGAGAGCGAGGGAAUCGAGCUGAACGGUCCGUCCAGCAUGCCUGCCGAUCCGUAUAACCACCAUCGCGUGGAGUCGGCGAAACUCCAGAUGUUCAAGACUCCGUCAGACUUCGACAAACUGAAGCAGUUCCUCACAAUGGACAGGAAGGUCUUGCGUUUCUACUGUGUUUGGGACGACCGUGACCAGAUGUUUGGGGAGAUGCGCCCGUUCGUUCUGCACUACUACCUCGUGGACGAUACCGUGGAGGUCCGCGAGGUUCGCACGCCAAACAGCGGGCGCGACCCGUUCCCCGUGCUGAUCGGUCGCCACAAGCUGCCCAAGAACAGGGACAACGUUGAAUCCUCUUUCCCCGCCGUCGUCAUGGAGCUUUCGGAACAUGAGAUCAAGGACUGGUUCACGCCGGCCGACCUCGACAUCGGGAAGACGGUGUACGUCUACGGGCGCCGCUUCCUCCUGUACGACUGUGAUGACUUCACACGUGCGUACUACGCACACCGACUGGGCAGGGGCAUGGGGUCUGUGGAUGUCAACCAGCCGCAUCCUGAGCUGCCCAAAAUGGAGAUUCCCCUGUACAAUGGUUUUGGCUCCAUGGAGGACUCCAUGCAGAACUGCCUGUCUCUGAUCCCGCAGCCACCCAAGAAGGACUACAUCAAGAUGAUGGAGAACGACCACAAGAUCCUCAGAUUUGAGGCAACCAUGGACUCCGUCCAUCCCGAGGACAACAACCGGCGCUUCAUCAUCUCGUACCGCCUGUCGGACGACAUGAUUUCCAUCUACGAGCCGCCCGUUCGCAACUCCGGCAUCAUCGGAGGAAAGUUCCUGGAAGCCACGCGGAUCACCAAGCCCGACUGCGACCCGGAGAAUCCCGAGUUCUACACUCCGGCCGAUUUCGCCAUCGGGAAUAUCAUCGUCGUCUUCAAGCACAGGUUCCAGAUCACAGAUGCAGAUGAGUAUGUUCUGCGGUAUAUGGAGGCUCACGCCGACACGUUCCCUCCGCAGAGCCAGGCGCUCCAGUCCUUCCGUGCUCGCCACGGACGCCAGACGGAAGACGUCGUGAAGAACACCCCUGUCCAGAUCCAGAGAACGGGUGGAGACCUGAGCGACCUGGUCCAGGAGGUGCGUUUCCAGCUGCAGAAGGAUAACUACAUGAACCACAGCUCGCUCCGGGAGGCCUUCCUCUGGUACGACAAGGAUCGCUCCGGCAAGAUCGACAAGAGCGAGGUCCGCAACCUCUGCCGACGCUGCAACCUUCCCGUCGACGAUGAUUUACUUGACGCUCUGAUUGCAGAGUGUGACCACAACAAAGACGGGCAGAUCGACUACUUUGAGUUCAUCAAGUUCUUGAACUGGUCUUAAGAAAUAAACGGAUGUAGGAGUUAAGAUUUAAGACAGAAAA